Messenger RNA from Cooperia oncophora, 249 nucleotides. The record is from the annotation of a GenBank genome assembly. Lineage: Eukaryota; Metazoa; Nematoda; Chromadorea; Rhabditida; Trichostrongylidae.
AUGUCCGCCGAUGCUCAGCCAAAUCCAAAACAACGUGCUAAUGUCGCGUAUCCACCGGAGCCGCCGAUCGGUCGCGACAAGGCCGCCGUCGGAGCACUGUGUGUGGUGUGCGGAGACCGAGCCUGCUCGCAUCUCUACUAUGGAGUUGCCGCAUGCCACGGAUGUAAGUGCUUCUUCUGGAGAACCGUCAAGAGUGGAUUGUCAUAUUCAUGCCGAUUCGAUGGACGAUGUUCAAUCUCAACAGGUUAG